ACAUGUUUAUAUAGCGGCGCGUGUUUUCAAAAUAUAUGAUAGUGUUUCACCACGUUUUUGCCAUUUCACAGAUUAAAAGUAACUAUUUUGCUUAUUUUGUAACAAUUUUGGUGACAAAACACAAAACAGGAAACGAUGGCCAAGUUGCUGGCUUACUACAGUUUGUGUCCGAUCAACGAUAUUCGUGAGUUUCUUGGCCUUUCGUGCGAUGUUGGUUCUGGCUGCAUAAUCAACACACUCGGACGGAACAUCAUUCAGGUCGUGAAGCUUAGCAACCAGAAACUGCAACACAGCUGGACGUCGUUGGAGCGACUUACCAGCAAGGUGGUUUAUGAUUUUCGCUCGGAAAGGUAUGUUGGUGUUUUCGGAAGCCGAUACAUUCGCUGCUGGACCGCGGACCAAAUCGAUAUCAAUAAAGCGAAAAGGGUGAAAUUUUUCCGGAAUAUAUUGGAGCUGCUUACGUUGGACAACGGGCAGGUGUUGGUUGUAUACGAUGACGGUACAUGUGAAUCGCUGGAAAGUGCGGUUGUUACGAGAAAUGAAGACCGAAAACAUCCGGACUCUAUCCCCUGCAAGCCAAACGUUGACCCAACUCGAGCGUCUAUUCAGCAAGUGUGCACGGCUGUUACCACCAACGGAGAUAGAUUGCUGACAUAUUUUGUGAAAGAUUUGGAAUGUAGUAUGAUGGAACUGAAUUUUGUGCCUCUGAACAAGGAAAACCUUAAACCAGUCGGAGAGUUUCGAAAGAUCAAGUUAGAACGGAGGGAGCGAAACGUGCAACUGGUUGGACAGUGUAUUGUUGAUGGAAGUGGAGGUCCUUCGCUGAUAACGAUCUGGUCAGAUAAACGUAUAUUUGCUCAGUUCCUAAACUUGGAGGAGGAUUAUACAGCCGAACCUCAGUCGAAAUCGAUUGGGAAUUUCAUUUCUAUUCUGAACAUGAUCAACACCGGCCAGCCACUAUCGAUGAUUGGCAUUAGCAAAGAUUACAUCGCUGUUUACGCUAGCAACCUGAAUCAGGAGGGCGCAACCCUGCUGCUGUAUAAUGUGCAGUUCAAGGCGGUACAAGCGAAGCAGUUUUUUAAGGUGUAUUUCAGCAACUCACGCUUCUGGGUGUGCGAAAAUCACAUUCUGCUGGCCUUUGGGCAGACAUUGGCUGUGGUUCCAUUUAAAAUCAGCAAGGAGCAGCUCUCCGACAUGGUCGGUACACAGAAAAGUCUCGAUCUGCCUAACUAUGUAGACAACGAAAGUAUCAAUGAGGAUUGUGACUACAACGAAGGCUACUCUUUUAUGGGUCAUUUGGUUAAUACCGUGGACAGAAUAGAAAGCACAGAUGAAGAACAGAAAACAGAAAAGUUCAAGGUUUUCGAAAGUUUGGAAACAUUUGAAGAGUCGUUAAGAAUUGUUUACAGAAGCAACAUACAGGUAGAUAUUGUUAGGGAUGAAACGCUUCCCGAGGAUGUCGUUCAAAUGCGCAUGAUGAGUAACGUAGACAGAUCGAUUGGGCCAUUGAUAUUUUCCGAAAACUUUGAAACUUUCGUCAACGAGUUAGAAGAGCGCGGAUUUUGUGAGAUGGAAAUAUCGGACAAAAUUAUUCCUAUUAUGUUAGAAGCUAAUGCAACACUGGAUAUUGCCAAGUGUCUGAAGAGAUACAGUACAAUUUCUGAACGGGCGCUGGUAGCGACUCUAAAAUAUGCUCUCGCUUGCAAAGAGCCUCAGCCAAGUAAAGUUGAAAUUCCGGAUAUACAAUCUUUGCUUUUGAAAUGCUCUGAUGUCAAACUUCCAGAUUCCAAGCAGAAAGAGGAAUUUUCUAACCAAUACAUCCUCGAUUGUCAUGACAUUUCGGAUCAAGCUCGUAAUGAUCUACUGAACAUCGUCUUAUCUUGCAGUUUGAAUCGAUCUGUCAUGUUGCCACUUCUUCGCAGCGAAAUCGAACUCAAUACCGUGUUGGAUCUCCUGGAUCAUCUUCUGUUUUUGCUCAUCGAUCCGGUUGCUCAACUAAUGGAAUCCCCCACCAACAGUGACAGUUUCGAUAGUGACGAAAAGGUCAUUGAAUGGAUCACUCUGUUAAUUGAUUCGUACUACCAGCAAAUUGUUCUUUCGAGGGAUAACAUCGUCAAAGAGAAGAUUGUCACGCUGAAGAAUACUGUGGAACGGCAUAUCGACAGUUUGAGAGAGCUUAAAUCUCUUGCUCCAAAGAUUCAGCGGCUGGCCGAAGGUAAAGGUAGAGAUAACGAAAGACAAUCAAAUCAGUGGUAUAGCGUGGAAACGAUUCAGUUGUACUGAUAUAAUUGAUUCCUGCAAUAUAUGUACAUUACAC
Messenger RNA from Topomyia yanbarensis, 2317 nucleotides. RefSeq names its product nucleolar protein 11-like. The record is from RefSeq and is a predicted model, not a curated record. Gene Ontology annotation, molecular function: RNA binding. The transcript has 3 exons. Gene Ontology annotation, biological process: maturation of SSU-rRNA. Lineage: Eukaryota; Metazoa; Arthropoda; Insecta; Diptera; Culicidae. Gene Ontology annotation, cellular component: nucleus; nucleolus. Bases 136 to 2283 code for a protein of 715 amino acids.